Molecule: messenger RNA, 2251 nt
Organism: Mugil cephalus (flathead mullet)
Lineage: Eukaryota; Metazoa; Chordata; Actinopteri; Mugiliformes; Mugilidae
Product: fibulin-7
Exons: 8
Coding region: 222-1556 (444 amino acids)
Molecular function (GO): calcium ion binding
Source: RefSeq, a predicted model, not a curated record
UCCAGGAGCGCAGAUCCAGAGACGGGAGCGCAUCUCUGUCUCAGACACCUGAUGAGCAUCUUCCACACUUUUGAAAACGACUGAACGAACCCUCCCAAUAUACACACUGGGAUUUUAUCCAAGUUCCUUAAUAAGAAUUGUAAAUAUUUUGAGAACAUCACCAGCAGCUAAAAAGCUUUAUCACUUAGCUAUUAGUCUACUGACCUUUGUGACUUUUGGAGAUGGCACUCUCUUUUCGACGCAGGUGUUUGCUUUUGUUAUGCUUGACAGCCGUCCAGAGUUUGGGUCAUGCCACCGUUCAGACUUGCAUGGAUAAGCACCAGGUGGUCGGGGUGCUCCGUCAGAUGGAGAAGUUCCUGAAGGGCCAGGAGAUGCGAUUCACAGAGGGUCUCAGGAUCAUGAAGUCAAAGCUGGCGACGCUUCAGAACUCUGUCUCCAAAUUGCCUCAAGCAGACCAGUCAGCUGCUCCUACCACCUGCCCCUCCCUGGAAGCCCCCGUUCACGGAACCAAGUUUGGCUCAAAGCAUCUCGUCGGACAUGAGGUGCAUUUCACUUGUUCCCAUGGAUACCAUCUCAUUGGCUCUGCCACGCGAGUCUGCCGGGACAAUGGCACCUGGACUGGCGUCGGUGCAGCCUGUAAAGACAUAAGUGAGUGUGCCAGUAACCCUUGUCAAAACGGAGGUACCUGCGUGGAAGGUGUCAACCAGUACAAAUGCACGUGCCCACAAAACUGGAGCGGUUCCCACUGCCAGCACCAGACCCAGACAGCACCCCCCGAGUGGAGCGUCAUGAACGACCCGGCGUUCACCCGGAGACCUCACUGCGCCCAAGUGAACCAAGCCCAGCACUGCAGCUGCGAUGCGGGCUUUCACAUGAGUGGCACCUCUGACAACAGUAUCUGUCAGGAUGUGAACGAGUGUGAAGUGUACCGACUGGACCAAGGAGGAAAGUUGUGCGUCCACGAGUGUGUGAACGUCCCCGGAUCGUACCACUGCUCUUGCCCCAGCGGUUACAAGUUGCUCCCGGAUGGGCGGAGCUGCGAGGAUGUGGAUGAAUGCUUAAGCCAGCAGCACGACUGCAGCCUGGGGACAACUUGUAUCAACACGGGGGGAGGCUUUCAGUGUGUCAACCCAGAGUGUCCACGUUCUCAUGGGGACAUCAGCUACGUCAAGACGUCCCCCUUUCAGUGUGAGAGAAACCCCUGCCCAAUGGACAGCCGCCCCUGCCAUCUGGCUCCCAAGACCGUGUCCUUCCACUACCUGCCCCUGCCCUCCAACCUGCAGACCCCUGCCACGCUCUUCCGCAUGGCGACCGCCGCCGCCCCCGGCCGCACCGGGCCGGACAGCCUGCGCUUCGGCAUAGUGAGCGGAAACUCCAAGGGGAUGUUCGUCAUGCAGCGCUCGGACAGACAGACCGGCGAGCUGAUACUGGUCCAGCAGCUGCGCGGGCCACAGGAGAUCAGCGUCGACGUGGACAUGUCCGAGUACACCGACCGCACCUUUCAGGCCAAGCACGCCGCCAGGGUCCACGUCCUGGUUUCGCCGUACAACUUCUAGGAACCGGAGACUGAAAACUGAAGAGGAACGAGGAUGAGUGCGUGACGGGCACUUAGCUGAAACUGUUUCCUCAUCACCCUUCAGAAAUGAAUUCAUCAGAGUAGUGGGCAGUCGUAGCUUGCAAUUUGUUCAAUGGCCAACCGACCAACGUAUCUGACAUUAGUUGUAUUCCAACAAUAUAUGACAAAACACAUGAUAAAUGCUUCUUUAAAUAGUGUUAAUAUGGGUUGGGAGGGGUGGUUUUAGUAAUUGCUGUCGCUUUAUGUGUGUGUUUGUUUGUCCUUUAUAGAUGAUGUCUGUAGCUCAGGGUCAGGCCUGGGGAUCAUGCACUACCCUCGCUUUACUGAUGAUAAAUCCCUAGAAGACAUUAGUGCUCCUGUGGCUCUAAUUUAUUGGUAAUAUUGUUGCUGGUUUUUACAGUACAACAUGCUAAUCAUAUACUGUAUAUUUGUUUUUUUAUAUAUACUAGCUUGCUUUUUAAGGCAACCUUCAUUAUGCUAAGGGAUUUUUUUUUUUUUUUUGAAAACAGUGGCUGCAGUACUCAUCCUGGUCUAUUUUCCUCUAUUUCUCAUAUUCUGUAUGUCGUCGCAUUAUAUUCCAAAUCAGUGACGAUUUGCUAAGCCUGCCAAUGUACUACACCAUUUAUGUGGAAUUUUAAUUGUCUCUACAUAACCGAAAUAAAAGUCAGUCCAACA